Molecule: messenger RNA, 1393 nt
Organism: Camelina sativa (false flax)
Lineage: Eukaryota; Viridiplantae; Streptophyta; Magnoliopsida; Brassicales; Brassicaceae
Biological process (GO): proteolysis
Molecular function (GO): aspartic-type endopeptidase activity
Source: RefSeq, a predicted model, not a curated record
UCAAAAAGAAUAGAAGAACAUUUGGGUUUAUUUUCUUAGUGUUUAAUGCUCUCAAGUUCUCAACUACUCAAAGUUCUCUCUCCUUCCAACUAGUUCUAUAUGAUAAGAUGCAUUGAGUUGAACUUAAACAGAUAGCAAAAAUCAAAAGAAAAUCAAAAAGAAAAAACAAACGAGAGAUGAAUAGCUUAAAAUCUAAAAGAGUCCUUAUUGCAUCUUUCUGUCUCUUCCUCCUCCAGUCAUACGCAGUGGAAGGGAUAGUCAGAAUCGGUUUGACGAUGGGUAAUACUUCAUUCAACAAACACGGAGUGGGGAUGAAGACUUCUCACGGAGAUAUCUAUUACGGAGAAAUAACAAUUGGUACACCGGGGCAACGUUUCACAGUCGUGUUUGAUACCGGAAGCAGCGAUCUUUGGGUACCAUCUGGAAAUUGGCAGGGCAAGAAGCCUCACAAUCUUUACAAGUCGCAAAAAUCAAGUACUUACAAACCAAAUGGAACAAAUGUAACCCUCGAGUACGGGACAGGUUCUCUCACAGGCUUUCUAAGCAUUGACAGUGUCGAUGUUGGUGGAAUUACAAUAGCAGAUCAGUACUUUACAGAGGCUCGUUCUUCUCCGGAAGGUGACCCACUUCGAAACUCAUCCUUUGAUGGUAUAUUGGGACUUGGGAGUCAUCAAAUUUCUACGACAGAAACUACUCCUGUCUGGGAUUCGAUGAUGCAACAAGACAAGAUUGAUAAGAAAAUUUUCUCCAUAUGGUAUGGGAGGUCUAAUGACGUUGGAGCAGGAGGAGAGAUAAUGUUCGGAGGCACAAACCCAGCUCAUUAUACGGGAGAGCACGUUUAUGUCACCGUGGACGAGGUUGGACACUUCUUCAAAAUGAACAACAUAUUCGUCGGUACCAUAGACACUAAUAAAUGCUCUACAGGCUGCCAUGUGUUUGUUGACUCGGGCACUACAAACAUUCUUGGUCCACCGGAUAUGAUCAAGGACAUUAAUGGGAGAAUCGAUGCAGCACCAAAUUGCUCAAAUUAUGAGAAGCUGCCUGAUGUGACCUUUACAAUAGAAGGAAGGAGUUACUCAGUCAGUCCACUUGAUUAUAUACGUAAGGUUACAAAAAAUGUCUGCACAAGUAGAUUCAAGGGAUACAAGAAUAAUUUCUGGAUACUUGGGAUGCCAUUCAUACGAGCCUUUCAUACGGUGUAUGACUACGAGAAACUACCAAUUGUGAGAAUUGGCUUUGCUAAGUCGGUUUAGAUUCUUACUAGAACUAAGGCCUAAGGGUUUAUGAAUGUUUCUGAUAUGUACUGAUUGAUCAUAAUAAAAAGAACACUAUUUAAUGUCAAAUGAUCAUAUGACACUAAUUAAUGUCAAAGUAUAAUGGUCUUUUAUUAUAA